AUGGGUGAAAUCGGUACGAAUCUGCUCCGGCGGAGGAUAGCUGAACAAGCCCGCGAACAGAGCACGAUACGCGACGCAGCACUGGAGAACAAAUUUCGAAAGCUGCCCAAUUCAACGUCGCCCAGAAACGACAAACUGGUGCACAAUCUGUCAUCAAAGGAGCUGACGAAGGAUCAGGUGCAGGUUUUACGGCACGAAGCUUCAUUUAACACGGCUGACGCCAAACCUGUUAACAUGAUUGCAGCAGUGGAAUCAAUCCUUUGUCAGACGGAGGCAACGGAGGAGACUAAGAACCUAAUCCGACACCAAUUGUCGUCUCUCCUGAUGGCCCACAGGCCGCGGGAAGUGCUUUCCAAGGUCGAACGUGAUGCGCUUAGAGAAUUCAAGGCCGGCAAAGACCUGGUCAUCGUGCCAGCGGACAAAGGACGCGCCACAGUUGUACUGGACAGGACAGACUACCUUCAAAAAGCCAAAGGUUUACUGGAGGACCGACAGUUCUAUGUCCCAUGUGCAACGAACCCUUUAAUGGCGCUGACACGCGAAAUUAAUGCUACGUUGUUGGCCUUUUAGAACUCAGGUGCAAUAACACCGACCGACAGACGCAUGGCGAGACCACAAGAUACGGCUUUGGCCCGAUUCUAUGGCCUCCCUAAGGUGCACAAAGACGGCGCUCCUCUCCGACCCAUCGUGUCGCUCAAAGGGACUCCAACGUACGGACUGGCUAAGUGGCUGUUCCGGCGUCUCAAGUUCCUGACCGCUGAGUCAGACACCACGGUCUCUUCGUCAGCACAAUUCCUGGAGAAACUCAAAGGGGUAAGCAUCCACCCAAAUGAGGUCAUGGUAUCUUUUGAUGUUACAUCCCCCUUUUUACUUCUAUUCCCCAGGACCUGGCGAUCGAGACAAUUGAACUGCUACUACAAAGCAAAUACGAUGAAACGGAGAACCGUCUUGGACACGCCCAAAUCCUUCAGCUCCUGAAGCUCUGUCUCAGGACGUACUUCACGUUCGACGGGACAAUCUACGAACAGGUGAAGGGCACACCAAUGGGUUCGCCGAUUUCGGGAUUCAUCGCCGAGGCUGUCCUGCAACGGUUAGAGUCGCUGGUCUUCCAACACCACAAACCGACGUUCUGGGCCCGGUAUGUGGAUGAUACCUUCGUCGUUAUCGCUCGGGAUCAACUGCUGACGUUCAAGGAACGUCUGAAUGCGGUCUUCCCGACAUACAAUUUACGAUGGACGAGGAAGAGAACAACCAGCUGGCCUUCCUGGAUGUCCUCGUAUGCCGCAUGGAUUGUGGUGGACUAA
Spirometra erinaceieuropaei is the source of this 1304-nucleotide messenger RNA. The record is from the annotation of a GenBank genome assembly. NCBI's taxonomy places the organism in Eukaryota, Metazoa, Platyhelminthes, Cestoda, Diphyllobothriidea, Diphyllobothriidae.